AUGGCUUCUUCUUCUAACUCUACUGUUUUCUCUUCCACUAAACGUAAAACCAAUUAUGAUGUGUUUUUGAGCUUUAGAGGUGAAGAAACCCGUAGCAGUUUUACGAGUCAUCUCUAUGCAGCUCUUUGUCAGAAAGGAAUUUUCACCUUUUUGGAUGACGAUAAACUUGAGAGAGGCAAAUCCAUUUCUCCAGGAUUGUUUAAAGCCAUCAAACAUUCAAGAUGUUCAAUCAUUGUUCUAUCGAGAAACUAUGCGUCUUCAUCGUGGUGUUUAGAUGAACUUGUCAAGAUUCUUCAAUGCAUGAAGAACGAUGGACAGAUUGUUCUACCAAUUUUCUAUCAUGUGGAUCCAUCUCAUGUACGGAAGCAGUCUGGAAGUAUUGGGAAAGCAUUCCAAAGACAUGAACAAGUUUUAAGUGAUGACUUAGAAAAGGUGAAAAGUUGGAGGGAAGCAUUAAAGGAAGUUGCUGAUCUAGCUGGAUGGCAUGUACAUAAUAGGAAUGAAGCAAAAUUUAUACAGGACUUCAUCGUAGAGGUUUCAACCAAGCUUGACGUUGCGCCAUUAAACAUUUCAGCGGACCUCUUUGGAAUAGAUUCACGAUUAGAGAAACUGAACUAUUGUGUUCGCACUUCAUCAGUGAAUGGUGUUUGCUUUAUUGGAAUUUGUGGAAUGGGUGGCAUAGGCAAGACAACUCUUGCCAAAGCAUAUUAUGAAUGGAUGUCUUCAUCUUCUCAAUUUGAAGGUAACAGUUUCCUCUCAAAUGUUAGAGAAGUUUGUGAAAAGAAGAAAAAUGGUCUUGUGUAUUUGCAAAAUUGUCUUCUUUCAGAUAUUAUAAAUGGUUUACCUAAAAAGAUAAGGGAUGUUCAUGAAGGAAUGGACAUGAUAAGUGAUAGACUAUGUCAUAAAAAAGUUCUCAUUGUUCUUGAUGAUGUGGACAAAUUGGAUCAGCUUAAAGUAUUAGCAAAUGGAGACUGGUUUGGUUUUGGAAGUAGAAUAAUUGUAACAACUAGAGAUGAAAGUUUGCUUACUAGUGCAUUUAGAAAAUCUAUAAUAUAUAGAGUUGAGGAGCUAAGUAAUAAUGACGCUCUUCAACUUUUUUCUCGGAAAGCCUUCAAAACUGUUCAUCCUUCAAAGGAUUAUGAAGAGAUGUCAAAACAAGUGAUAACGUAUGCCAGCGGUCUUCCAUUAGCUCUCGAAGUAUUAGGUUCCUUUUUAUGUGGCAAAAGUAUAAGGAGUGGAGAAGUGCUUUAG
Ziziphus jujuba (common jujube) is the source of this 1251-nucleotide messenger RNA. RefSeq names its product disease resistance protein RPV1-like. Gene Ontology annotation, biological process: signal transduction; defense response. The record is from RefSeq and is a predicted model, not a curated record. The transcript has 2 exons. Gene Ontology annotation, molecular function: ADP binding. Bases 1 to 1251 code for a protein of 416 amino acids. NCBI's taxonomy places the organism in Eukaryota, Viridiplantae, Streptophyta, Magnoliopsida, Rosales, Rhamnaceae.